AGGAUGUACCUCCCCUUCCUCCCGAGCCCCCCUGCCAUUGGCCCCGCUGAGCCGCCAGUCAGCAGCACGGCGGCGCCCGAUUGGCCAAGCGGCGGCGGGCCCGCGGCGGCGGCGAUGGCGGCCGAGCGGGCCGUGAGGGAGCGGCGGCCGCCAUUUUGUGUGUGUGGAGGCCGGGCCCGCGCCGCGCCGCCGCCCCCGGCCCGCCCUGCCCCGGGAGCGGAGCUCACGGCUCCCCGCCGGCCCUCAGUGGCAGCUGCAGGCAGGGAGGCUCUGAGCUGCCAGCAGCCUCUCCCCAGCAAGCGGCGAGCCUGGCCGCCUCCAGCCUCGGGUGCUUUGUGCUUUCAGGGCUCUGCCUGGGACAGGAACGGCCUCAGGGAGGAGGGUUCAGUCCCUCCCUUGGGCAGAGCGGCCUGGCUCCUGCCAGAAGGGACCCAACCUGUCUCUGGGGGGGCAUUCAGGUCUCCCUGAAGAAGCAGGAACAAAGGGCAGUUGGCUCCAGCAGCCUGGGAAGGAGCAGAGUGGUGGCAGCAGCAGAAGGGAUGUGCCUCAGAGGCCUGGCAGCAGCGGCUGCCCCCCCCCCCCAGGGGUCACUGCCCUCGGCUGCCUCCCCCUCAGCAGGCAGUAACUGCUGCCCUUUCCGCUCUGGGCACCGCCAGGAGCUUACUUGUUCUCAGUGAGCCGAGCUGGGCUGGAGCUCGCCUGCCCUGACCUCUGUGGGGAAGCUCCUGCCCCUUACUGAGCCACUCCGAGGUUCCAAGGCUCCCCCAGCGCCGUGGGUCCGUGUGUGCCGGGGCUCUGGGCGCAGGAGGGGCCCGGCUGAGCCUGUGCCAGGAGCUGAGGUGCGGUGCCUCCAUUCCUGCAGCGAGCACAGAAUAAAGGAGGCCGUGCUGGUGGAGCCCCAGCAGCCUGGGCAGCUCACCCAUGUGCUACUU
Molecule: messenger RNA, 932 nt
Organism: Colius striatus (speckled mousebird)
Lineage: Eukaryota; Metazoa; Chordata; Aves; Coliiformes; Coliidae
Product: atherin-like
Exons: 3
Coding region: 4-468 (154 amino acids)
Source: RefSeq, a predicted model, not a curated record